Molecule: messenger RNA, 1248 nt
Organism: Aspergillus lentulus
Lineage: Eukaryota; Fungi; Ascomycota; Eurotiomycetes; Eurotiales; Aspergillaceae
Source: RefSeq, a predicted model, not a curated record
AUGCACAAAUAUCUUGCUUUUUUAACUCUGUCAGCGACGUUCACGUCGGCUAUCAGCAAUCCAGAUGCAUCCAUCUUCGCACUAGAUUCAAGCGCCAAUGCAGGAGGCUCAGAGAUUCCGUUUCUAUCAAAUGACACCGCCCAACGACUCCUGAAUUAUCGAAUGGGGUCCUCGACCACAACGGACCUCAUGACAGUUGAUCGAGAUGUUGUUGAGAUUUUGGAUAGAUAUGGAGGAAUGCAGCCAUCGUUGUUCGGCAUUUCAAGUGACGACCAAGACUUGAGAUCCAGUUUGAUCAUUUUGCGUGGGCUAGACCCUGUCAUUGAAUCUUCCAUUCAAAAGGAGUACAAGCAAGGCCUAGUCCAUUGUGACUCUCGAGCUACGUUUUUGCAUAAAAGUCCCCACAGCUGGAACAUCGAUGGCGAAUCGGGAGAUGAUGCUGGAACAGCCGAUGGUCAUUGCCUGAAGUACCUUGACAGCGAGCAAAGGAAACGGGAGAAUGUUCAGACACUCUUAUCUUGCCUACCUGACGCAUCGGCUUUCAAGCCAGUGGCGCACGCACUUGGUCAGCAAUUACCUGAGUACGUCAAUAUCAUGGAAUCAUGGGUUAGCGAUCAAGAGCCCUUGAUCUUGAGGUUAUCAUUCAAGUCUUUCUCCGGAUCAGUACAUGACACAGUACUGCUUAGCUUGCUGAAAUCUCUUAUGAGUGAUCUUCAUUCGCUGUCUUUGAAUGGUACAGCAGUGACUGUUAUAUUCAUGCCGGACUCCCAAGAUUCCCGAAUGCCGCAAAGCUUGAGCCGUCGUGGUAACCAUGAAGCCAAAACCUUACGAGUGGACAUGGCAUCUCCGUCAUUAUUGAGAAGGCAGUCGCCCGGUUCAACGUCUCCGAAUCCAACCUGCCAUGCCACCAAUUCAUCUUGUAACGAAGCAACCAGCGGUUGUUCAGGACAUGGGUCUUGUUACAGGAAAUCGGAGUCAAAGAGCGGACUUACCAACAAUGACUGUUUUGUAUGCAAAUGCCAAGCAACAACCAUCAGAAAAGACGAUGGUACGACCCAGAUUAUCCGAUGGGGCGGCGCCGCUUGUGAAAAGCAAGAUAUCAGCUCUCCCUUCUUCCUUUUAGCAACGGCUAGCAUCAUGGUAAUAGUAGCGCUGGGCGGUGCUAUUGGAAUGUUGUUCAGGGUUGGGCAAGAUGACCUGCCGGGCGUCAUCAGCGCUGGGGUUGGGCCCACGAAAGCACAGGGAUAA